UAUUAAUUAAAAAUGCGGCAAUUGAAAGAUGGUAUUUUAUGCGUACUAAUGUACAUACAAAUUUUCGUUGGACAAGAAGAACUAUUAUUACAGGAAUUAUCGGUUGCAUUAUAAUUCCUGUUGGUACAUAUGCUCUUUGUUGGACUGAUGAUUCUAAAUGGAAUCUAACUGGUAUUCGUAAAGGCCAAACAAAAGAAGAUAUGAAAAUAAAACAUUAA
Messenger RNA from Funneliformis geosporum, 218 nucleotides. Lineage: Eukaryota; Fungi; Glomeromycota; Glomeromycetes; Glomerales; Glomeraceae. The record is from the annotation of a GenBank genome assembly.